Molecule: messenger RNA, 987 nt
Organism: Physeter macrocephalus (sperm whale)
Lineage: Eukaryota; Metazoa; Chordata; Mammalia; Artiodactyla; Physeteridae
Product: mucin-3B-like
Exons: 2
Coding region: 1-987 (328 amino acids)
Source: RefSeq, a predicted model, not a curated record
AUGGCCACAUCCACCUCUAAUGCGCUUUUGCACGCUGCUCUCAGCAACUCCCCACACUCUCAAGGCACAGCAAGGCGGCCACUGAGUACCUCCAAAACUUCUCCCAUUCCUGAUAGUAGGGAACACAUACCUACGACUAUCACCACCUCCCCCCACUUGAAAUCCAUUUCUGAAACGUUGCUCAAAUCGCCAAUCAAUUCCAACACCUCAACAAUCCCCAUGUCCAAGUUUGUCUUCAAGGUUGAGACCACUCCACCUACCGUGAUUGUCUAUAUGGGCACGACAGAGUGCAUCGAUCCAACGAACCUUGUAAUCACCACCACUGACCCCACCACCACCUGCAUGACACAGACCCAAGUGUCCCUCACCAGCUCUUACACCACCACGCCUGUGACAGAGAAGCCACGGACAACCAUUACCAGUACUUAUUCCGUGACAGCUACCAAGAGAGUCACCUCAGCCGUGACCAAUUCUCCCAGUACCACCACUCCGGGGAAAUCUCCCACAACCACGACCCCGCCCUCUUCCUUUGUCCCAACAACCCACACAACCCUAGACACUCCGAUCUCCUCUGUGACCGGUACCACACAAAGGGCUAUCCCAACCGCUGCAACAUCUAAAUCCAGCCCUGUGCCCACCAGCACUGAUACAUACAUGAUAUCCACUACCAAGGGACCACUGUCCACAACCGUAGCCACUACAGAAAUAGGAAAGACGAGGAACACAACCCCUCAUGCUUCAUCAACCAGGAAAACCACAUUUAUUACAACCAGGGAUGUUGGUACAGAGUCUCUAACAACAGAGAUUAUUUCUGCUCCCCCAAUCACAAAAUCAGACACUCCCACAAAUACACUCAAUUAUUCGACAUCCACUACUUCUGCUUCAGUGACCACCAAUACCUUGACAUCACCCACCAGUAAGUCUCAGUCUUCUCCACCUGCCCAGAGCACAGAAGCAGUCCUGACCACAACCAAAAACACUACCUGA